Stylophora pistillata is the source of this 2024-nucleotide messenger RNA. RefSeq lists its product as uncharacterized. Gene Ontology annotation, cellular component: mitochondrial outer membrane. NCBI's taxonomy places the organism in Eukaryota, Metazoa, Cnidaria, Anthozoa, Scleractinia, Pocilloporidae. The record is from RefSeq and is a predicted model, not a curated record. Gene Ontology annotation, biological process: mitophagy by internal vacuole formation; mitochondrial protein catabolic process.
AAACAGAGACGGUAGGUUCCUACAGCAUAUUAUAUGUUUCUGAGAUGGAGACAUGAAACACUUAUUAACCUGAAGGUAAGAGAGCAAGGAAGAUGCGUAGGCGAGAGUUAUAACCCAGCUUCUCCAAUGCGCUUAGAUUAACCAUCGCGAGAACCCGAACACGCGCAGAUACAUACAUAAUGUCUCCUCAUCUUGACACAGUUUCUAUCUAGCUUGUCCAUGUAACUGACCAAGUACAUAGGCAGUUCAAUUUCGAGAAAAUUUCUAAGAGCCUGUUCGGACACAUGCAUCACAGUUUCACUUCGAAAGAGGUUAAGAAUAGAAUUGGAAAAAAGAAGAUUUUUUUCAUGAAUUUCGCAUCCGUGACAGGUAAACUGAAACAUCAAGUGUAAAUUAACAUCAAACAUGCAUGGCACUAAGUCUUCUGGCUACAGAAGCACGCUUUGAGAUAAAUCAAGGUUGUUACGAGAUUCUGUACUUCCUUUCUGUGAGGUUGAAAAAAGAAAAGAAGUCAACAAAGGAAUUGAAAGAAACGUCAGAAUACUACUCUAAGAGCUUCCACAAUUACACCAAUAUGUGGGUUGCAGAAGAACAGCGCUUAAAUACUGAAUUCAAAUUACGGUUGUCGAAAAAAGAUGAGGAGUUACAGGUUCUCCGGGAACACUUAAGAGACAUGACAGCAAGAUUAGCUUUAAGUUUUGAAAAGCGACUGAAGCAAGAUCAGCGACGAGUUCAAAAUUUUGUGGAAUCAAACACACCCAGUGAUAUAGAAAAAGACUUCCAGGAAUUUUUCGAUGGGGAGAGGCUUGACGCUUAUGAUGACAUCGAGUUCGUGUUGAGCCCUUCCGGAGAAAACGACGUGAAAAUUUAUUAUCCAAGACUGGCUUGCUUGAUAUUUGAGAUCGCUUACGAGCAGGUUAAGGAGGCAAGGGAUGCUUCUUGUGAUUUGUUCCAAAACAUUACUGGCCAACUAAUCAAGGAAGCUCCAAGAAUGUGCCAGGAAAUGUGCCACGCAAGAAAGAGUGGUGCUUCUGCUCAAUUACAAGAAACAUUCAAUCUUUUACCGGGAAGAAAAAACAAAGGAACAUCAACAGAUGUACUUGAUGGAAUGAUGCUUUCCUUGAAAGAAAAUUCGCACUUGAGUGACCUUAAGUGCUUCGAAGAGGAUGUCAAAGAGAGUGUGAGGGAACAAUGGAAAAAACUUGCGUCUAAAACGGAAAGAUCAUUCUUACCCACGCCUUCAGAAGAUGUGUUGACACGACUUGGAGACUACAUAAAGGCAUGCAUCAGGCUAACAUGGAGAAUAGUUACACAAGUUCCACCAAUGCAGUUGGAGUAUAAGGCUGUGCAAUUUGACAACAAUUUGCAUAAACUGGCGAGAUUCCAACAACGUGUAGAAUACUUUCGUGGCGCAGAUCAGCUUUCUGGGAAGGUUAUUGCCUGUUACUUAUGGCCUGCUCUUUUGGAAGCGGGUGGUCGAAUUAUUUUUCCCGCAGAGGUUAUGUGUGAGCGUGAUUAUGUGGUGAUUUCCAAACCAUUGACACCCUGACCCAGAUAGAUAAAAUCCUCCACAAAAUCUUUGAGAAUGAGGUCACAAGUUACGACAGAAACAAUACGGAUAUUAAAUAUCAACGACAUUUAAACAUUGCAAAAGGAUACAUAUAAUUCAAUUCAUUUUGGAUUAUUCCAAGACUGAAUGAUACCUUUUACUUAGCCGGUUGAGGUUCAAAGCUGCCCCCUACUUAGAAAAUAUCAGCAGUAAGGAUUUGAGAACAUUAUCUUUCUUUUUCACAAAUGAAUUGAUCUUUCAUGGUUUUUAAUUUUAACGCUGUUAAAGCAAAUAUCUAUUCAAAGAUUUACCUGCAAAUAAAGCCAAAAGCGGCUUCAUUACUUUAUCGGAAUUAUGCCGUAAAUGUGUUUCAUAGUAAAGAGAGUCAGUCAUUUCGUUUCGCAGUUUGGUUUUCGUCACAUAGCUGUUGUUACCCAAUAGUUGUGAAAUAAAAGAGGAAUGCAAUUAGACUUAA